Messenger RNA from Diuraphis noxia (Russian wheat aphid), 639 nucleotides. Its product is annotated as enhancer of split mgamma protein-like. The record is from RefSeq and is a predicted model, not a curated record. Gene Ontology annotation, molecular function: DNA binding; protein dimerization activity. Lineage: Eukaryota; Metazoa; Arthropoda; Insecta; Hemiptera; Aphididae. Gene Ontology annotation, biological process: regulation of DNA-templated transcription.
AUGAAACCAAUGUUGGAACGCAAACGCCGUGCCCGCAUCAAUCGGUGCCUGGAUGAGCUCAAAGAACUGAUGGUGGUCGCCCUGCAGUCCGAAGGCGAGAACGUCAGCAAACUGGAAAAGGCUGACAUACUCGAGCUGACUGUCCGGCAUCUGCACAAGCUGCGCCGGCAACAACGGCUUUCCGGCAACCCGGUGACCGAGAUGGACCGAUUCCGCGCAGGUUACACGCGCUGCGCCUCCGAGGUGUCGCGUUGCCUAGCCGCCACGCCCGGCCUAGAUGUCACUUUGGGCGCCAACCUCAUGACCCACCUGGGCCACAGGCUCAACUCGAUCCAACCGACCGGAUCGGCAACAGCCACGGCCACAUCACCAGCCACGCCAUUGACGCUCAACACCGACACAUCGUCGUCCUCGUCAUCGGCGUCCUGUUCGUCUUCAUCGUCGGCGUCGUCGUCCUGUUCGUCACCGCCACCACCCCAGUCGCCGACCGGCAGCACCACCUCCUCGUAUCCGAUGCCACUGACGCCCAACUCGAUGGUCAGCACUGGAUGCAGCGUGGACGGUACUUCCACCGGGCUCCUACAAGUGGUCGACAUGUCCCUGAAAAACGACAACGCCUCCGUGUGGAGACCUUGGUAA